AUCAAUGGUCUUUACCACGCUUUGUCACCAGCUGAUGAGGCCGUAGAUACCUUGUUGAAUGUUGUUUAGUUGUCAAAAGUGCGAACGAGUAACGAACUUUCUUCAUUUCAUCUCGCAUUUUCAACGAAAAUAGUUGAAAAUGGGCUCACUAACCAGCAGACAAAAUGCUGGUGUCGAAGAAGUCGACAUAGUUUCAAACCAUGCCUACAAAUAUCCUCCGCGUUCGGGCAGUUAUUUUGGAAGCCACUUUAUAAUGGGUGGUGAGAGGUUCGAUACACCUCAACCGGAAGCUUACCUUUUCGGAGAAAAUGCUGAUUUAAAUUUCCUCGGAAGUAGGCCAACUCCGUUUCCAUAUCCUCCGCCUCAAGCCAACGAUCCAACAAAGACUCUGAAAAGUCUGGUUAACAUACGGAAGGAAUCACUACGGCUAGUGCGUAUCAUAGACCAAACAUCAACUUCGUCGCAACACCAUAAUAGUAAGCAUUACGGAGAUGGAGAUACCGACUAUAAACCUACCAGGUUUAACAUAGAAUUUACUUUCGACUGUGACGUUAGAUGUGCCAUAACGGUUUAUUAUUUUUGUACUGAGGAUGUAACCGCUAAUGGAGUUGUGUAUAUACCUCGAGAUCCUUCGAUGAAUUCUGAGACAUAUCAUUAUAAAAAGGGUACUAAUCAACAGUUCAGCCAAUCGUCUCAUAUUUUUGAUCCAACUCUAUACAACGAGGAAGAUUUAGUAUACAAUCCAGACAGAGAGGUCAUUCCAAUCGCAAUUCACUGCGUUGCAGAGGAGGGAACGGAGGAGCCAAAACAGUCUCAUACUACUAUCGCUGUUAUAGAAAAACAUUCCGAUGGAUCGUACGUGUUAAAAGCAUUGAAACAAAAGCUAUACGUAGAUGGCCUUUGUUAUCUAAUUCAAGAAAUUUACGGCAUUGAAAAUAAGAACAGCGAAAAUGCUAAGCAACAAGGAAGCGAUGAAGAUACUGAAGAUAGUGGAUCUGAAUGCGUUAUAUGCAUGUGUGACGUACGUGAUACAUUGAUUCUACCUUGUAGGCACUUGUGCCUGUGUAAUGGGUGUGCGGACUCGUUACGGUAUCAGGCAAAUAAUUGUCCUAUAUGUCGAGCACCUUUCAGGGCUUUGUUGCAAAUUAAAGCUUUGCAGAAAGCGACUGGGGCAAUACUGUCCAAUCCGCCACUGGCUGAGGGUAGUUGUGAAAAUAUACCACCUGGCUAUGAGGCAGUAUCGCUCAUAGAAGCUUUGAAUGGCCCUUAUACACCAAGAGCAACGGUCCUACCAAUUGAGUCCCUGGAUACUCCUGACACAGACACAGCCAGUGCUAUUCAAGCUGCUGAAAUUUUAAAUCGAUCAGCUGAGCGUACGCCAGUUUCGAAACAUGCAUCUCCAAAAGAUACGGAGAAGUCACCAAGAACUAGUGGUAUGCCUUGUGCAACACCCGAGUUCCGAAUGUCUGUUCUACUUGCAAGGGAUGAAAUUUCUGGUUCUCAAAAAGAUCUUCGCAGUCGUUCUCCAGUUGCACGAGCCAAAGUAAUUAGUCGUCCACGUGACAAAACGGCCCUUCGUACAAGAGACACAUUAAGACUCGUUAAUGAGAAGCAAUCAACUGCUAUCGAUGAGGGACAAGAUGAUGAUAGUGAAGCAGAGAAACUAUCUCCUUUAUUGGACGCAGUUACAAGCACAGAAGCAUUGGAUACUAGUCUUCAUCCGAUGCAUAACAUAGAGCCUAUAGAUGAUUUGGAUAUCGAUGACGAAUUGCAAGUAGAAAACGGAAGUGUGAAGAACGUGGAUCGUACUAAUGAGAAAAAUUUACACUAAGUUUAAAACUUGUUACCACAAACUCGUUAAACAGUCGAACAAUAAUGAUACCUACAUCUUUCGUUGGCAAAAAAGUUUCAAAGUGCAAUUCAUCUGUCAGAUGUAUUCUUUUAACUUUCAAAGUUAAAUGCAGGUAGCCUAGGGCAGCUUGAACAGUUGUGUUAUAAAAUUGGGCCAUACAUUCCCUUAAUAUUGUAUUUUUCAAAUUUUAAUUAGGUAAUUAGGUACUUUCUAAUCAUUUUACUAACAAAGUAUUUUAGUGAACUAUAUUUCCAAUUUUUGGAUAUUUUUUGUUAAAUUUAUUCCUGUACAUAAUUUACAAUUGAUAACUUUAUGGACGCGUAAUCUCACUCAACUUUUAUUUUCUAUGACGUUACUGAUUUGUAAUGAGUUACGUAGGAUAUGGCGUUCUAAUCAUUUGUAAAAUAAAUUCUUAAAAUCACAG
This is a messenger RNA of Neodiprion fabricii, 2276 nucleotides long. It is a transcript of the gene Mrgn1, whose product is annotated as E3 ubiquitin ligase Rnf157. Gene Ontology annotation, molecular function: ubiquitin protein ligase activity. Gene Ontology annotation, cellular component: cytoplasm. The coding region runs from base 140 to 1831 and encodes 563 amino acids. NCBI's taxonomy places the organism in Eukaryota, Metazoa, Arthropoda, Insecta, Hymenoptera, Diprionidae. The record is from RefSeq and is a predicted model, not a curated record. Gene Ontology annotation, biological process: protein ubiquitination. The transcript has 9 exons.